Molecule: messenger RNA, 1671 nt
Organism: Orussus abietinus
Lineage: Eukaryota; Metazoa; Arthropoda; Insecta; Hymenoptera; Orussidae
Gene: Ir21a
Product: ionotropic receptor 21a
Exons: 10
Coding region: 1-1656 (551 amino acids)
Cellular component (GO): membrane
Molecular function (GO): ligand-gated monoatomic ion channel activity
Source: RefSeq, a predicted model, not a curated record
AUGUCCUUUAGUAUUUUGACUGGUUUGUCUCUUUCCACUCAAAGUCGUCUUGUUCCUCAUCAUCUGACAUUCUUAAUACAUCCUCAGCCUGGCUCUUAUGUACUCUUUACGCAUAAUCUGUACAGUAAUGGAAUCGGAUCUAGCGAGCCAGUUUUAUUAACAUCGUGGAUAAGGGAUCGCUUUACGAGGGACGUUGACUUAUUUCCAGAAAAGCUGCUCUUAGGAUUCCAGGGUCAUCGACUUGCAAUCUCGACGGCUCAUACUCCGCCAUUUGCAAUUCGCAGAUCUAUUUCGGGAACCGACGAAGUGCUUUGGGAUGGAAUCGACAUUCGCGUGAUGCACUUAUUGGCAAAAAUUCUGAACUUCACCAUAGAAUUCCGCGACCCUGAAUCAGUGGAAAAUGGUCCUAUAACUUCAGCAACAAAGGAUGUUGCACUUGGAGUUGCUUCCGUUGGCGUAGGUGGGAUAUACAAAACAAGAGAUGUUGUAUCACAAUUUGAUACAACUGUAUCUCAUGUCGAGGAUUGCGCUGCUUUCAUCUCUUUGGCCUCAAUGGCUUUGCCAAAGUACCGAGCUGUGAUGGGGCCAUUUUCAGUUACGGUGUGGAUUUUGUUGAUAUGUGCUUAUUUAUUGGCAAUUCUACCGUUCUCCCUCAACACCGAGUACUCACUCUUAUCACUGAUAACGCGGCCCAGCACGACGAAUAAUAUGUUUUGGUUCGUCUUCAGCACAUUCACUAAUAGCUUCAAAGUGAAGGACCCAUUGUUGAAACAUGGAUUGGGAAAGAACUCCACUUCGCUGCUGAUAGGAAUCUACUGGGUCUUUACCAUUAUCAUAACAUCUUGCUACACCGGAUCCAUUAUCGCUUUUAUCACCGUCCCUAUAUAUCCGGACGCUAUGGAGACAACCAAAGAGUUGCUGUGGUAUCGGUACCGGAUAGGAACCUUAGAUCAUGACGGAUGGGAUGCGCGGCUGGCAGAGAUCGAAGAUGAUCCUAUCGCAGAAAAGCUUUUGAAGAAUGUCGAAUUUGUUCCCAGUGUUACUGCUGGGGUAAGGAACGCUAGUCGGGCCUUUUUUUGGCCUUACGCCUUUUUGGGCUCUCGUACUCUCUUCGAGUACAUCGUCCAAGCAAACUUCACGCCCAACUGGUUCACUAAGCGCUCGCUGAUGCACAUCAGCCGGGAGUGUUUUUCCACAUAUGGGACCACCUUCUUGUUGCCGCAUCGAUCAAUCUACACGGAAUCUUUUAAUAAGAUGCUUGCCCGAGCUCAGCAGACCGGCAUCAUUCAGAAGAUCAUCAGAGAUGUUAAGUGGGACAUACAACGUACCGCAACGGGAAAGUUCCUACAAGUAUCCAAAGGGCCAUCAUUUCCUUUCCUCCUCGGAGAAGAACGACAACUGACGUUGGAUGACACCCAGGGAAUGUUCAUGAUCUUUGGUAUCGGCGUUCUGGCUGGCAUGAUUUUGCUCAUAAUGGAAUUUAUCAUACGAAAGAUCGACAAGUAUUGCCGUAGGGAGAAUAUCGAUGACUGUCAAGAAAUUCAGGAUGAUGACCAACCUGAAUAUGUAAAUAAGUUUCGCAUGUCGAUGCUGAGAACGUCCGAAGAUGAUGUUUCGAUGAUGUGGAGGUUCUGGAAAUCCAGAGCAAGCGUAUAGAAGUGUAUGAACGCA